This is a messenger RNA of Porites lobata, 32748 nucleotides long. The record is from the annotation of a GenBank genome assembly. NCBI's taxonomy places the organism in Eukaryota, Metazoa, Cnidaria, Anthozoa, Scleractinia, Poritidae.
GAACCUCCUUGUGACAUAACAAAAAACUGGUGUGGAUGGAGAAGUUUACGUGGUUGGAAAAGAAUCAGUCACAGAGAUCUUGAGCAGCAAGGCAGUCAGGAAUCACGUGCUGAUGAUAACGCAGAUAGCACAAACGAAAGAGGUACGUUAUGUUGGUUUUUUAAAAAUCAAAAGUCGCUUUGUGCUGUGUUCAACCAUUUAAAGUUUGGCGGUCUCCUUUUAUUUGUUGAACGGGACUUCAACCUUUCAACCGUUUUUGGAGGAGAAAAGGUUGUCAAUGGACACCAAAUCAGUAACGCUAAAAGUAAACAUUCAUGCCUGGCAACAGAUUAGCGGACUCUGUAACGAAAAUGUUUGAUAUUAAUUUUGCUUGGAGUUUACUAGCCAUAUUUUUCUCGAAAAUUCGUUUCCAACUUAGAGUGCGACUACUCGAACCGGGGCACUUGGAAGAAGAUUGUUCAAUCAAAACGAUUUCUGAAAACAAAAAUUUCAAAUGUUUUUGCACAGACCAAUAAAAUUAAAGAUUAAACUAUGGAACCGUUGAAAACUUUAAAACGGUUCGAACCUACCUGACCUCUCAGGAAACAGUCCUCAAAUUAAUGAAUGUCAUUGGUCCGUUUGCAAAAGAACAAAUCGUUGUGAUUAGACAGUCUUCUUCCAAUAGCCCCGGUUCGAGUAGUCGUACUUUAAAAGAGCAAGACCAAUUGCCCCCGUUCGUUCUCUCAAUUUAGUUGGAAAGCUAUCGAGGUGUAUGGUUUGUGAAAAAAGGUGGUUUAUUCGCUUAGUCUACUUGGUUUUAAUUUCUUCUAUUAUCUGGGUGAAUCCAUGAGCGGGAAAGACGAAGCGAAUCCUGUGUUGUUAUUGGCUCCCCGAGCGAGCAAGAUGGACCUAUCUUACACGCUUGGGAUUUUCCGUCUUGGUCCCGCAAGAAAAGGGUCUCAUUUGGCCAUGUACUAAAUCCUCUAUUGACCCAGCUUGUUUUGUUACGAUGAAAUGAUAUUGGCCUCGUCCUUUUGCGCUUUUUAAGUGACCUCGACUUCGCCUCUGUCCAUGAAAACUCCAAAAAAGAAACAGGGCCCGGUUCCUGAAAUAUGGAUUAGCGUCAAUCCAGGAUUAAAAUUUUGUUCCGUUUUUGUAUUUUACAUUCCUAUGCUUAGGGUAACAUUUUGUGUUAUUAUUACUGUAUCUCGUAGUAAAUACUAAACAGUAUAUUGUAACCUCGAGUUGCAUGUUCUUAGACGAGAAAACCAUGCUUAAAAUUUGCCUUAAUACUGAGUAAAACUUAACCAUCUUUCGAGGAACCGGGCCCUGACCAAUAUCCGGCCAAUUUUUCCUCAUGCUUGGACAAUAAAGUGUAUAAAUACAAGACCGAUAAGAGACGUUAAUAAGGUACAUUUGGAGUUGAUAGUAAAAGGGAAUUUAGAUAGUACUAGACCACAAAUAUAUGAGUCCCUGUUAGCAACGUGACCAGAAUGGGUCGUUCCCAGUGGAUGGAUCAGAGUACUUACAACAUUACCCUAUUACAUGGUCGACGUAAUCGGCUCCCUCACUGGACGGUUACAGGACCAUCCCAAAUAACUACUAGGUACAUUUGUGUCAAUAAUCCAAAUGCUUGCAAGUUAAUGAUUGCCAAUUUUUCAGUUAUAGAAGUCAUUGAUCUCGACAACUACGAACUCCAUCUUCCUGACGAAAGUCUUGGAUACGUGUCUUUGCCGGAUAUUCCUCCACUCUACGUUGGCCUUACUUCGUGCUUCUGGUUGAACACGGUGCAUAGUGGUUUUGUUAUUGAGUACAAAGUUGCAUCAGAACAAAACGAAUCAACUGUUCUUGGAUUCUACUAUGACAAAAGCACCUUUAGAAUUCAUCUUUACAAGAUAAUAAGGUAAAUCGAUGCUUAUGGUUAAUUAAAGUUAAUUCAGGCAAAAUCGAAAGGCAAAGGUCUGGAGAAACGGGGUAAGCUGCUCAUAUGUUUUUCCCUACUUCUCUUUGUUCUGUUGUUACUUUCUGUGCCAUGCAAGGCGGCAAGAUCAUUAUACAGAAGGAUUGUCUUUCAUUAUAACAGAAGCUUCCGGUUUCAAUUCUUUUCCAUGAACUCAUUAGCACUGCAAAAAAUUGAAAGCUAUUAGGUGGCCAGCAAUAUAAUUUUUAAGUAUUUCUGUCGAGUUGAAAGGACUUUCCGAGUCUGUUGUCACUAAAAUUAGAAAUCCUUACUUAAAAAAAAAACCUUUAAGAAAUUAUUCUACAAGACCUACAUUAAAAUUUAUAAUCAAUAAACUGUACAAUGUUUGAUAUUGCCCCGUGCACAGAGAAAUCGAACUGGAUGUGGCUGAUGGAUCGUGGCACCACUUGUGUGUGACAUGGGAACGAAAAAAUAGGCUGCUAAGUGUUUAUAAGAAUGGUCAAAGAAAAUACCUUUCCAACGAAUAUAGAGCAGGCGCACGGAACCGGGGGAUUGAAGGUAAUCUGCUAUUACUUGACUGGUAUACUAUUUAUUCAUUAUACAGUAGAACCGCUACCAACACCCAGCUCUCCUCAAUGGUCACUUUUCGGUGUCCCAGAGGAUACGUUCAAUCUUGUUCUCUUGUUUUAAACUCUAUAUGACGUACCUCUCACAUCUUUUAAGAUUUAACUCUAUUAGAAACUUACAGCUUCUAAGCUUGGGAUUUCCUUGAGUUAAAUUUUUCGGGGUCUUCUUGCCACCCCCGAUAACUUUAAUGUUAUUUUACUCCACCCUAAUGUUUGCUUUAUAUCAAUGGUCAAUAGUAUUUACUUUGUUAAUCUUUUCUAGGCGGAGGAACCAUGACAAUCAGUUUUAGAUCGCCCUACCAAAACAUAUCAGCCGUGCUGGGCAAACUGAGCGGAUUCAAUCUAUGGAGCUAUCAGAUCAAAGCAGAAGAAAUACUGCGCAUGUCACAAGGGUGUGGCAACGAGGCAGGAGAUGUGAAGGCAUGGGAAACAGUCAGCAAAGGAUUGAGAAAAGAAGUGGGAGUAAAGCGACAUAGAUCAUGCAGAGAUAGAAAAGGUAAGUUUUAUCUCACAAGUUUAAUACCACCUGACAGGCAGCAAGAUAAGCUACAACCAGUUGCAAAAGUACUUGAGACACAGUACCGUAUUUUGGCAUAAAUGGCCUGUCCAUGAUCUUGUGCUUGUGAUACCCCAGUAGUGGAUAAGGCACCGAAUUAACCUUUUCUUUACGGGGGAAUUCCAUUAACUUUCGGGGGAAUAACGCCGGUGACGUCAUACAUAUCAUUAAGAUAGGAUAAUGUCAUAGUUUAAAUUAAUGCCGAUGACGUCAUGCAUGCUAUUAAGAUAGGAUGAUGUCAUAGUUUAUUUUUAGCUGGCUGACGUCAUGCAUGUCAUAUAGAUAGGAUGAUAUCAUAGUUUAUUUGUAGCUGACAAGGAGCAAGUGACGUCAGAAUUUCCUAGAGUUGACGUCAUCAAAAAAUGUUGAGAUCAUAAUCUAUAAACAGAAAAGUAUAUCGGGCAAAUUUUGAACGUGUUAUCCUUGCAGAUUAUACUAAAUGAAAAAUCUUUAAUCAUUAAAUUUUUUUCACUAAAAAUCGGUUAUAAACAAAACUAAGACACGGAGGUUAACUGAAAAAUCUUUACUUCAAAAGAAGGGAAAAGGAGGUUAAGCGAAUGCGAAAUCGUACUAAUUUUUCAGGCAAAACUUGAAAAUGAGGUCGAGGCUCAGCGAAGCGAAAAACUGCCUAUCAAGCAAAAAUGUCAAUCUUUGUUUACUUGACUCUCUAGAAAGUGUUGCACAGGGUAUGAAAAUUCUAUAGAAAACAACAGGUGGUUCUAAAGUAAACCCUAACUCUUUUGGUUCUUAAAUAAACCCCAUUCUUGUUCCUAACGAGUGGAAAGUCAAUUUAUAGAAAUAGGAAUGAGAGGUGCGAUCGCCUAGCAACACAUGUCUUCUUGUUUAGCGCUAAAAAUCGGAUAUAUAAGCAAAACACACACACAUACACAGAGUGGAGCUGAAAACUCUCUAUUUCAAUUUUGACUCACCAUUACGAAAGCGUUUUCUCCGUUCUAUCUCGAGGAAACGACUAACUUUUUUGAAAUCUCAGCGCUUGAUGAGCUUAUGGUCGCCGUUAGUCAGUUAAUUAUGCGGGUUAACAAGCCCAAAACUUGAAUACAAAUUAGUUCAUCUCUACAGCUAGACCCAAGGGAGCACCUUGACUAAUUAUUGUAAAAACACAAACAAUUAAUAACUUAACAAGGAUCAAUUUAAACACGCGACAAAUAAAUUGACAAGACACGAGAUACAGUGUUAAAAACUUUAUUAAAAACCAGUGACAAAAAGAGUCGAAUACACAGCGAUUUGAAAGAGAUGGAAAUUAAUCAUCUUCUUCGCCCAUGGAGUACUUGUAAGGUUUGAAUUUCUUAUGCCGACGUUUCUUCAGCUGUUUGCCAUGAGAUUUAUGAUCAUCCAAAUAUUUUAGAAAUUGAAUCCGACGCCUCUUGCGCUUCGGGCCUUGUGGUGAUGGGGUUGCUACUGUGGGAGGAGAGGUCAGGAAAGCAGGAUUUAAGGGUGGUGGAGGGGUGAGGCUUUCUUUGUCAGGUUUUUGAGAGAUAGCCGCUUGUUUUAAUUCAGGUGUUACAUUAAAGGGGUUGAGGGGAGUCGAUAAUGCUGUCGUUGCUGUCGAAGAAUCUUGUGUCGUUGAUGUUAAGUCUGGAACAGUGUUGAUUAUUUCUUCGGGUCGUGUUCUUGUAUUUAAUUGUUCUUUAAAAGCCAGGUAUCUGUUUUGCAACUGAAGGUAUCGUUUAGCUUUUUCAGCGUCCCGAAGAUCGUUUCGAGGAAGCACAUCAUCCAUGUUGUCUUGUAUUUCUUGCAUAGCUGGAAGAAGUGGGACAGGCGAAAGAGUUUGCUGCUUCCGAUAUUUUAGAAGCUCUUGAAGAAUAUUUUCUUGAAACCCUGCUUGGCUAAAGCCUUCUUCACUGGGCAGGACGUUUGUUCGCAACCGACAAUUAUCUUGGGUAGUAGUUUUCAGAUCAAUCAGAAAAUGACCAAAAGGUCUUUUUACAGCCUCUUCGUACUGAUUUAAAAAGAAAUCCGUCUGCCCGGGAUACAUUUGCUUCGCCAGAGUCAAGAUUUGCAAUUUGUCUCGUGGAUUCUUGAAUAACAUCAGAUAAUGGCUGUUUAGGCUUAUGCUGCGGCUACCUUUCCCUUGAUGAAAUAGAUUCUGCACGAUAUAAAUCACGCUCAGAUUGCGAUGAUGAGAACCACGAGUAAAGAGGUUCACAAUUCGCUUGUCUUUACUAGCGUCAAUCAACUGAGCAUCAAACACAAUCAAAUUCCGUUUGUUCGCAUCAAAAUAGGAAUCCUGCUCCAAAGCCGUAGGAAUUCCCUUGACGAAUUCAAUGUUUGGCAUGGCGACUAACAUUUGUGUAUACGCUGACAUUUCUGUGAAAAUAUUGGAACUGUUUGAAAUGGGGUGAGACCAGCAUUGUGGUGUUUAGACAUCACGUGCCUUUGCAUAUUAUCUUUUCUACUAAAGGACUUUUCGCAGACAGAACAGAGCCAACUCAUGUUAACUCCUCAGGAGCAAAAUGUACACUGAGAAAGAGGUAGAAUGUUGCGCAUUUAUAUAGGUUUUCAGGCCUUAAAAUUCUAUUUUUUCCACCCCCAAAACCACCACUACCACCACCACCACAUUUCUAGCUCUGUUUUUCAAUCCCAUAAAUACAAUUUACCAAUUAAUAUCAGAUAAUUUAACAAGGGGCAUUUUGAUAUCGUUAUUCCAAUUAUAACCUCUCGUAACACAACCCGCGAAAUUCCUUUGUUAUUGUUAAAUAAUACUGUUCAACAUUUUUCCACAACAUAUUUGAGUGCUGACAGUAAAAGAGAAAGUGACAUAAUGUUUCCUGUUCAGUCUUGGAAAGAGUACAUUUGUCAUGCUGGAGAUAUCCAAUUUUAAAAAGUUUUGCAUUAGUGUAAAGUAUUGAAUUUAAAACUUUAUAUUGAAAGGAUUUGACGUAAGGCUCCUGUGCUGUCAGAUGGGGAAGGUUGUAAGCAAUUUUUAAGUCUUCGUCAGAUAAGCCAAAAUCAUGUUUUAAACUCUUUGCAUUACUAGGUAAUUGUGCUUUAUUUGAUAAUAUUAAAGAGUAGUAGUCUUUCGUUUUCUUUUCCGCUAUGUCAAAAAUCUCAUUCCCCUUUGUAAAAUAAGUAUUUUCUGUAAAGGUAGUGUACUCUAUUGUUUUCAGAAUAGAAGGAAUUGCGUGCCUGAGACCUGUCCAUGUAAGAAAAUUAGCUUUCUCAACUAUGUUAUUGAUUGCAUUAAAGGAUUCUAUAUUGUCGAGAUUAAACAAGAUAUCUUUAAUAAUACAUAUCCCCGAGUCAUGAUAAGAUUUAUAAAAGACUGGUAUUCCAUCUAUUCUUAUGUCUUUGUUAUUCCAAAUUAUACAGAGCCGUUCUUUGUUAGCUAAAAAGAGAUUUCGAAAUUCUAACCAACAUUCUAAGAGUUCUCUGUAGAAAACCGAGUUGAUUGAAAGAUCGUUCAUUGCAUAGUUGCAUUUAAAAAGUAAAAGACCACCAACAUUACGUAGGAGAUGAAACAGGUAGAAUUUCCACGUACUUUCGUUAUCGCUGAAAACACGUUUUAGCCAAGCUAGUCGUACAGCUUUCAAUAUCUGUCAUUUUUAUGCCACCGUCUUCAUAACUGUUUAUUGAAGAGAGCCUCGUUACUUUAUCCUUUCCAUUCCAUAAAAAGGAGAAAAAUAUACUAUUCACUUGUUUGAUGAUUUUACUUGGAGGUGAAAGAACCGACGAUACAAAAACUAGUUUUGGAAUAAGUAAUGAUUUGAUUAUACUUUACCAUAAAUGGACAGUCCUCUAGAUGACCAUAUAUUUGUCAGCUUCUUUAUGCUGUCAACCUUCUCUUGAAAGUUUUUUUCGUAAAGUAAUGAUUGGUCAUAUGUAAAAAAGGUUCCUAAAGCUUUUAUGGGUUCACUGGGCCAUUUAAUUCCAAACGGUUUAUCAUCUUUUCCUUUAAGCGAACCAAUCCACAUUCCUUCUGUUUUAGAGCUAUUUAUCUCCAACCCACUGAAGUUCUUAAAUACUUCUAGUUCUUGAAAUAACGUUUUUGCAGAAUUUUCAUCAGACAGGAUUGCUGUGGUAUCGUCUGCGUAUUGCAAUAGCUUGGCUUCGUGAUUUUCUAUUUUAAUUCCUUUGAUAUCAACAUUUUGACGAAUGGAGAUUGCCAAGCUUUCAACAGCUAAGAUAAAGAGGUAAGGGGACAAAGGAUCACCCUGCCUCACACCACGUUCUAAGGUAAAAUAGUCUGAUGCCAUUCCAUUAUUUAUUACACAGCUUUGAAUAUUUGUAUAAAACAUUUUGACCCAAUUUAUAAAAUUGGGGCCAAAAUUAAAAGCCUCAAGGCAACUGAAAAAACUGCCAUUCUAAAGAGUCGAAAGCCUUUUUAAAGUCAAUGAAAAUCAAGAUACCUGGAAUAUUCUUACUGUCUGUAAAUUCCAUUAUAUCGAAAAUUGAUCGGAUAGUCUCACCAAUAUAGCGAUCUUCAACAUAGCCUGUUUGAUUGUGAUGUAUGAUAUUCGGUAGAACUUUCUUUAAUCUUAAAGCAAUCACUUUUGAGAUGAUUUUUGCAUCCACGUUAAUAAGAAAGAUUGGCCUCCAAUUUUCAAUGAGAGUUCGAUCUUUAUGUUGCUUUUCUAUAAGAGUUAUGAUUGCUUUUCUUUGAGAGGUUGACAUUUCACCGUGGUUGAAACACUCUCUCACACACUCCAUAAAUGGAUCACUAAUUAAUUCCCAGCAACUCCUCCUCCACCUUCUCAUUUCUAUUGUUUUUCCUCCUCCUCCUCCUCAUUUCUAUUGUUUUUCCUCCUCCUCCUCUUCAUUUUAUUGUUUUCUAUCCUUCGCGCACUCGUUUCAUUUUUUUUCUCCCCGAGAUUCUAUAAAAGACUGCCAACUGCCAUCUUUAGUGCACUUUGAAGCAAUGUCUCAAGUUGUCCAGAACAAUCGUGCUUUUCUUCAAUUCUUAGCCGUUUGUCCAGCUCAUCAGCGACAGUUUCCUUUACGGACAGCCAGUCCACAACAACUACAUGCAAUAGUCCAAGUCUUAUACAAUAUACUUAAGGAAUACAUUCUUAUCCCCGAAGAAAAUAAGCGGAACGUGUUGCCAUAUAAGGUUGCUCUAGUAAACCUAGCAGAAACAAAUGUCCCUUACAAAACAAAGAAGCGAAUCCUUGUACAAGAGGGCGAUGGUUUUAUUCAAGACCUAUUGGUACCUGCUGUUACUAGACUAGGAUUUUUGAUGCUAUAAAAGAGGAAACGAAACUAUAAGUUACUCAUUUGAAGCUACGGUCUGUCACGGGUACUCAUCAAAAUGAAGAGAAAGAUAGAUUUGGUUGAAGAAGAACACGAGAGUGAACAUGAAGAAAGCGAAAGUUCUGGUGAUGAAAGCGGGGAUGAAGAACCAAGAAUAAAAGAUGUUUUGAGUCGUCUUUUCUGGACUCCCAGCGGACAAUUACUUCGAAAUAAACGCACUAUUCCCGUCACAAACAUCGCCGAGCUAGUUGAGUAUGUGUUACUCCCUCAUAACAAUGAGGUUACCAAGCCUCGUGCGCUGAAUACGUUUCUAGAUGGACUUGUAGAGUUAGGAAUCGAUAAAGGUUUAAUCAAGAACAAAAAGUUGUUAAGUGAUUUAAUAGAAAAGGAAAAAGGCUACCAAAAUGUAGAAAAUACUUCCGAUAAUGAGAGUAAUAGUGAGGAGAGUUCAUCGGAUAUUGAAAAUCAGGAGAAGGAGGAGGAGGAAGUGGCUUCUGAGAAUGGCGUUGAAACUGAAGGCACCCAAGAGAGCGACAACGACACUGAAAAUGAUAGUGAGGAAACAGAAAGUAGUAGCCCUGAAACGUCCACCACCUUUCACUCUAAAAGUCCCUGUGAACAUUGCGAAAACUCUAAUGUGUACUCCACAUUGAUCAUGAAAUGUCCUAAAUGCGUUUAGCACGAUAACUACAAGAUUUGUCCUAUAUGCGAUCACCAGAUCCCCGAGGAGACAAAAUACAUCAAAGAGGGCUUUCUUCGAUGUCACGACUGUGGAUUAAUUACACACAAAAACGCCAAGACGUUGGAAACCAAUUUUUAUUCACCUUCUAAAGAGGAGAACGAAGAGGAGGUCUAAUUUCCAUCCCUUCGAAAUCGCUGUGUAUUCGACUCUUUUUGUCACUGGUUUUCAAUAAAGUAUUUAAAACUGUAUCUCGUGUUUUGUCAAUUUAUUUCUCGCGUGUUUAAAUUGAUCCUUGUUAAGUUAUUAAUUGUUUGUAUUUUUACAAUAAUAAGUUAACGCGCUCCCUUGGGUCUAGCUGUAGAGAUGAACUAAUUUGUAUUCAAGUUUGGGCUUGUUAACCCGCAUAAUUAACUGACUAACGGCGCUUGAAUUGACAAGACCAUAUCCCUAGGGUAUUCUGUCGUCACUUGCUCCUAGCCAGCUGAAAAUAGACUAUGACAUCAUCCUAUCUUAAUGAUAUGUAUGACGUCACCGGCGUUAAUGUAUUCCGCCGAAAGUUAAUGGAAUUCCCCCGCAAAGAAAAGGUUAAUUCGGUGCCUUAUCCACUACUUACCCCCUCCGCCCCUAAUCAAAGUUGCAAGCAAUAGAAGACUAUUCUCAAAACUUGGACGAACAACUUUGAAUGGGAGUGAGGAGGGAGGUCAGUAUUAUAUCUCACAGACCUGUGACCAGGAACGAUUUACAGCAAGAAAGGUCGUUUUUUCGUGGGAGUGUUUCAACAUUUUGCAACUGGUUGUAUGAUCAGGAAAAAGAAAGUUCGCACUUACUGGAGUUUUUAAGCGCGUCGUAUGUAAGCUUUGAACAAAGAACGUGGGACUCGGUGACACAAUACAUGUGUGCCUCCACUGAUGUUAGAGAAGUGCUUUCCGAUAACAACUCACAUGGGAUGGCUAAGUUUGUUCACUAAUCCCAAUUCUCCUUGAUACGACUUCUCCAUUUACGAUUGUGAUGGUGAAACAACCGCAAACGUUAGCUAUUUCAGGCAGGCGCAGAAACAACUUCAUUACAAGUUUAGUGUCUUUUGUCAGUAGGUUCCUGCUUUUGUUCAAUUUAGUAUAUAACUAUUUUGAGAGAAGCAGGUUAGUUUGAAUUGACCUCAACUCAAGUUAAACGAGCGACUUAAUGAGAAAAAUAGGUGUCUAGAGUAAUCGGUCCCUGGUGCCUCUUACUAUUCGUUAACGGACCUAUGUCGCCAUUGUUUUUCCUCAUGUUCAACAGCUGAUCGAAUUGUGUUAGACAGCAACACUACACUCCUUAACCAAACAGCUAUCCUUGUGAGCCAGAAGUACAACAGGUCGCGUGAUUGGCAUACAAAGUGCUUAAAAUUUCGUUACAUGCUGAGAGGGCCUGGAAGGAAGAGUUUAACAAUUUACCAACAGACUAGUAACUAUCGAGGAGUCCCCAUUUGGAUUUGGAAAACUAGGACUGGAAACAACUGGGUAUACGGCCAAGUCCCUUUAAGCGCUGUAUCAACGUUUCAGGUAAAAAAGUGAGAGAUAUAAUCCCCAAUACUCAAUUACGCAUUGCUACUUCGCAUAAGUUGAUGUCCCGCCCGCCAGACUCUAGAGUAGCUUAUUGAGACUGGACACUAACGAGCGAAAUCGUUGGUGUAGUUUAUAGUAAAUUUCUUUUUGACCAUAAAUUGUAAAUACCUUAUUAUCCAGUUCCCUCAUGAGCUUUUCAGGGACGCUGAUUUUGGGACUUCUGCCAGAUUGCUUGUGUCGCAGUUUACAAUUAAUAAAAAUAUGACUUAUUAAUGCUCCCUACCACAACAGGGACUACGUACCCUACACUCUUAAAAAAAAUGACUGUGGGCAGUGGUUUGAACCAGUGGCCUCUUGCUAAGAAAAUCUGCGCUUAUUCAACUGAGUUACUUAACCUAGUGGCGGUGGCUUUUAUACGUCAUGAGGAAAAAUUUGAAAAAAAAAGAGGCACUGGGCAAUUACUCUAACCAAUGCAGUCUCAGAAACAUUUGAAUUCCCUGCUUCGGAUUGGCUAGAAGUAAAGAGAAUUGGACUUUAACAAAAUUGGGUGGCGGUGUUGGGUAACCAGUGGAUAUGACUACGCACUGUUUAAUAACCAAACUUGUGUAAUUGGUGAGAGAAAGUGCUACCUGUACUAAAGCAAUGUUUUUAAUAGGUCUUUAUAAAAGGUAAAGUUGCGAAGAAGGAAGCCUUCGUGGCAUUGUCAGGACUGUACGUUGAGGAGGACCCGAGCAUCCAUUGCCAACACCUACCGCAGUCAUCAAAACAAGGUAUACUGUCAUACGUCACAUAUUAAAGAAAACAGUUUUUUACCCUACAACAUCAUAAAUCAGGGGGAUAGAAGUAUCACUUAGCGUGACAUUCUGAACAAGGAGAGGACCUUAUCAGCUUUCGCUGAGACAGCUGUUCUAAUACGGAAGCAAAGUUACGGUGGAAAAAGUCCAAAUAGCGUAUAGUUUUUGGCGUUUCAGGCUAAUUCGACAUCCUUUUAAUUCUAAGUCUUUACAUAUUUUUAUGCUCGCUGUGCGUCUGUCGUUUCCGCAUUUUCAGAUGUACAUUUAACUUUUUACUUAUAAACAUGGUAAGUUAACCCUCUGAGGGGUUAGGGCAAGUCUCUGUUGCUACUAUAAAUAGUAAGACUGUAACCUAGUUACUACAAAGUGCCACAUUGACGGAAAGCACCAAAACAGCCCCUUUACCAUAACCACAACCAACAGCUCUGUUUUGGUGAGCAAUGCAAGACCUGCCAGACGUCGGAUGAGGUUCUCUUGUGCCAGCGGUUGGCAUGUAAUCUUAGGUAGUAGUGGCGACACAACUAACGCAUACCCCUGGCUACCAAAAGGAUGUGUAAUUAAGCAAGGAAACUUCUGCCAUAACCUAAGGCCUUGCAAGGCAUUUUUCGUCACGAGUAAAAGCAUUUUUAAAUAUUAAAAAAUCAGUUUCGUUUCUUUUGCAGCCUGCAGCGAAACCCUAUUCAAUACCUCAGGAAAUUUCUUCUCCCCGUUCUUUCCUGGAUUUUACUUUGAUGACAGCUACUGCACUUGGCACAUAACUGUUCCAGAACAAAACACAAUUCGCCUGACCUUUCAUGAAUUUCGUCUCAAUGAUCAUCCUACGUGUGAGGACUGCUUUGUUGAGAUUUUUGACGGAAGUGGCAACACUGCAGCCUCUAUUGGCAGGUUCUGCGGUUAUAGCUAUCCUCCGAUACUUUCCUCGUCGUCCAAUCACUUCUCUGUUGUUCUUCGGUGUCAAGGGAAACCCUUCAUAGCAAGAUUCAAGGCCUCUUAUUUCUCAGUUGCUGGUACGUUUCAGUUUGAUUAAUUGCUUUGUAACCACAACUUUUGCGGCACUACUUGUUAUUUACUUCUCAUGAAAUAUAAGUUUGAAUUAGCUAUGACAUUAUAAGGCGAAUAUAAAAACCAGUCACAAUUAUGACUUUAGCGUUAAUAAAUCUCUGUAAGUGUCCGUGUGAUUUGAAAAGAGACUUUCUAAAGUAAUCCUAUGAUUUUUUUGUGGUCUUCGCAGAUUGGCCUGGUAACACUGUGUAAAGAAAACAACACAGACUAAGAAUACUCUUUCUUCUUCUUAAGUUCGUUUGAAUGGCCAUCGUCCAUAGUAGUAAAGGACGAUAAUGAUGUCAAGUAGAGUCGAAGUUCUAAUAAAGAUUUACCUGCUUUGAUUUUUGUCUCAGCUUAUGACGAUAAUGGACUUUCGUAUUUACGUCAGCAAGGUAAAUUCAUCAUCAUUAUCAUUCCUUGACUGUCGUUGGGAUCGAUACCACUGUCUUGUACUUAAUGCUAAUCCAGAAAGGGGCUAUCGUAUUUUGCAAUAGCCUGCAAUGAUUUCUGUAUUUCCUUAUUUCCUUAAUUCUAGUAAUAAAUUAUAAACUGUCAUAGUGUCAUUCAUAUUUUUCGAAAAAAAUAACUUCGAAUGCAGUUUUAAGGCAGGCGAGGAUAUACCUCUUAUGUUUGCAAAGCAAUAUUUCACUGCGAAACAGUAUUUCAUCGCAUAUCGACUCUGACAGGAAUGAUAUUGUAAUAAAGCACAAACCUGAAGUCUUAAAUUACUUUAAAAGGCGACAUUAGUGGUAUUAUCCUUUUUUGUACAGGAAUCUUAUCAACGUGCGGGGAUAUACAUUAGUAGCAUCAUUUUUCGCGGGGAAAUACAUUAACGCCGAUGACGUCAUAGCCUCUUCUCUCUAUCUCAUGAAAGUAAUGCGGGGGAAUCGUCUUACGAUAUGGUCAUGUGCUAUUUUGAAGUGGCUUAACUUGUUUGACAAGUUUAAGAUGGGCGACGUCAUAGUCUCUUGUCUUAUAUCGCUCUUUUACUACGCCAAUAGAAACAAUAGACCCACCUAAGUAAUAAGAGCUAACUCGCCCGACUCAAAACCACUGAGUCUUGACGUAAUCAAGCAAUUUCAAUUUCCUGCCCAUUUCAUUGUCCAAAAAAUUGUUCCACUUCCGGAUCAGUGAUUCUCAGGUGCCCGUAUUUAUGAGUUUGAGAAUUUGUGGGUGUUCGUGUUUUCAGGGUGCCCAUCGAGUUGCAAAUGUGACGUUUUUGGUGAAGGUCAAAGUAGAGGCAAGAGAAUAAUAGUGACAGGAGAAGAUUUGCUGACUGUGCCGACUGAUCUUCCCUCCAGUACUGGAGCUGUGUAAGUUUACAACAAUUGAGAAUAAAGACUGUAAAGGACAGUGUCUGAUAUCGAGCAUUUAAGUAACGGCCAAGUAGAAACCUAUGACUUAAAUGAUAAUUUUACUAUAUUUUGGCGUUCUGCAAUGAGAGAAUGCGCACCAGUCUCACCUUCCCUGCAUAUUUUAAGGCAGCGCAAAUCAAGACAUUUGUUGAAUCGCUUUCUUUUCAACUCUUGCUAUUUGGAAGGAUUCAGUUUUUUCACGAGUAACUGAAACUUGUAAUACUGACUGACACAGCCUUCAAAAAGGCUAUCGUCGGUUAAAAGCACCUACCUAGUUUUUCUAAGCCCUAUUUUGGGCAAAAGCUUGUUUGUUUUCGUCUAACGAAAGUCAAGCUCUGUUUUUAAUGGUCGCCAUGGUACUAAAAUAGAGCCAAAAGGCCACGUACAUUUGAGGAAAAGACGUGACAAGACGAGCGACAGUGAGAUUAAAAUAUUUCUUUUGCACGUAUUUUCUAUCUUCCAAUUUAUUGAAGUACGUAUUAUUGAAAAAGGAUGAACAGCUUCCUUCCUUUCCUAUCAAUGCCGUAUAUCAUCCUCGAAUAUUAAUCUUAACAUUUGCGCUGCAGAUUUUUCCAGAAGAACCGAAUAUCUCAAUUAAGAGAAAAAGAUUUUACAAAUCUCCAUCAUCUAGAAUACAUGUAAGUAUGAAAAGUAUCUUUUAAAAUGUAUCUGUUUUUGCAAUGAUAUGUGCGUGCUUUUAGAAACCAAACAUUAUUAUAACUGUACUUUUUCUAAUCUCGGUUUAAGCGACCUGAGCCACAACAUUCUUCUUCGCCUUGAUGGGGACUCGUUCCAAAACGUCACCUCAAUCAAAACACUGUAAGAAUUGAAUUUCGAAUAUGGCAUUUUCUCACUUGCAAAAACUGGUCAUAAUUUAUAACUACAGCCUGGAUGGGCAAAAUCGUUAAAGAAUUCAAAAAAACUCGUAUUUAGAUGAACAGGAACAACGUCAGCCUGACGUCAAUGGGUCAUUUCAAGAGUUUAGAGGUUCUUAGAGUGAAAAAAAAAACAUGUACAAAACAAGGAAAGUACUGCGAUCUAUAUAAUACACCUUUUUGCCUUAAACUACAAGUCCAAAGACUACUGCAAAGCUGAUUCAGAACAACGUGUAUUGUUUUUUAAACAUAACAAUAUUUCGGCUGGCCAUACCAGCCUUCUUCAGGGUUACAGAUGUUACUGAACUUAUGUAGGAAUCACAAUAUUAUAUAGAUGGAGAAUGUCGCAAUAAAAAUUGUUUGAAAGGGAGAGGCGGAAAUGACGUACAGCACAAAAACUGGAAAGGAAAAAUACUAAGGAUAUGGAUUACAAUAAUUCGUGACGGCGGUUUAGGCCAUGAGGUUCAAGAGUCAUAGACUUAUCUGUCGAAUGCAACUCCGUGGCCUUACGAAGUGAGUCACGUGAAGAAUGUAUGAUCUGUUUUCCCAAGUCAGACCACGUGAUGUUCUCCAGGGAAUUUGCCUUUUGUCUUUUCAUUAAUUAUGCAUACAUAGGCACGUGAAUGCGCGUGUAUUAGAUGACAUUUGAAAAAAAAAACAGUUCUCUGGGGUACAAGCUAAAAACGUCUAUUCGUAUAAGUAACAGGAUAAUCAUCUGUAUUGGGCUUAACGAAUUUAUCGUUUGAUCAUGUAUCAUGUCCUACACUAACACGUUGCGGUGUCGAAAUUAAAACACUUUGUGGUGCUAGGCAUAAGCUCAACAUAUAUCUCAAAAUGUCAUUACAUCACUUUUUUCAGAAGACUGAAUUCCAACUUUUUACGAUCUCUUCCUGCCAAAGGAUUCGCUAGAAUUCCUAGUAUACGCGUUCUGUAAGUAUAGAACGAGUUUUGUCAGUCUUAUCUUUCGUUUGUUCUUACCUUGCUGCGGUUACAGAUCAGUGACGUGAACAACAACGGUAUUGAAAAAGGCCGGUCAACACUGGUUGAAGAACAAAAUAGGACAGGAUGACAGGAUAUCUAAAAGUCUAUUAUUACUACUCUAAGAUCGCGCUCAGUUUGCUUUACCUUGUCGAAUACUAUAAAGGGCUGAUGAGGGUGUUUUUUCUGGCAUGAGUAUGAUAAUCACAUCCGUCUCAAAAUAAUAUUUUUAUCCCUUUUUUUAGUGACUUAGGAAAGAAUCUCCUUCACAAAACAAUGAAAGAAACAUUUUAUGGUUUGUCAAGCUUAGAAAUUCUGUAAGUAAAAAUAUAAUUGAGUAAUGAUCAUUUCUUAAUCAUAGGCUUGAUUCUACCAACUUUGUUCGUAUUGUAGAAGCUUGCGUGCGAACCAAAUAGAGAAGAUGGAAUAUGGUGUAUUUACCAACAAGAGUAGCUUGACACAUUUGUAAGUAUAUCAACAAAUAUUGAUUUUCAACUCCUGGGUACAGCUCCCAAUAUUUAAGCUAUAUCAGUAUGUGCUGCGGGAUGAGGCAUACAGUUUUCGAGGAGCUCAGCCCUUAUUUCGGGUUCCUUGGUGGUAUUGCGCUCCUUUAAUGGUUAUUUGAUUAUUGACAUUUAUCUCGUGCAACUAGGUAUCUUCAGGAAAACAAGAUAACAACAUUGCCUCACGGACUAUUUGAGUCCCUUUCUAAGCUCAAGUUGUUGUGAGUAUAUGAAUUUGCAUAUAGUGUAUAACUGUGUUAUGUCAAGAACUUGAUGACUCUUCCCUAGCGAAACAGUAGGUUUUGUUUCCAGAGAAUCUCUAUGUUACCUGCGACUAGCUAAGCUGUUAGAUAAUGGCAUUAAAGUGACGAGAUGAAAAUACUUUUGCCUAAUAGGUAUAGCGAUGCUGAAUCUAUUAUUUAAAUGUGCAAUGCUUAAAACUGAGAGUUUUCUAACUGCAAAGAAAGCACCACCUGCAUCUUAACGAAGUUCUUCACAUGAAAAACAUCGAUCUGGAAACAGGGCUACCUUACCUCCAAAUUAUGUAAUCAAUUCAUUGUUUACUUAUUUGACUUUUUACUAGGGAUCUUACUAACAACCAGCUGACUACAGUCUCAAGGAAAACCUUCCGCGGAUUAAUAUCGUUGGAAUACCUGUAAGUAUAGCAGAGGUUUUACUUAUUGCCGAAAGACAUUUCCGACAUUCGCUUUGGCUUUGCAUUCCAAUGUCUUCGAAAAACCUGCGCCUCUAAUUUUAGUAAAUUGGUGUAAAAUUAUCUGAAUACAGUUACUGAACAAAAGUAGUAUCUUGCCGUCGUUAUCACUGUAGACACGUAACAUUUAUGUGGCAUAUUUAAUACUGUUUUUGUGUUGAAUUGACCGUUCUGAACACGCUUUUUUGUAAAAUUCCGAUGUUUCCUUUGCAGUUACCUGGACAAAAAUAAACUGACAAAAGUAUCACCUGAGGCGUUUAGUGAACUACGUAACAUAAAAUAUUUGUAAGUAAUUUAAGUAGUUAUCCAAUCCUUACUUUUUGUUGAACGCGUUCAUCAAGAUACCCAGGAAGACUUGAUUUACCUUUUCACGCAGGAAACUGGACCGUUUUAUCCUUUGCUGCUAUGCUAAAAAAUCCAUCAGUGGAGUGGAAUGCGACUCCCCAGUGGAUGAAGUUUCCAGCUGCGAUGACCUCAUGAAGAACUACACGCUUCAGAUUUGUAUCUGGAUUCUCGGUAUUCUGGCCUUUGUCGGCAACCUUCUUGUGAUAAUAUGGCGUGCCAUUGAUAAAGAGGAAAACAGAACACAUUCCUUCUUGCUGACAAAUCUAGCAUUCGCGGAUCUUUUUAUGGGUGUAUAUCUGUUGACAAUAGCCGUGAUGGACUUAAGGUGGCGGGGAGAGUAUUUCAAGCAUGAUGUCAAAUGGAGAUCUGGAUUAGGUUGCCAAUUCACUGGAGCUCUUUCCAUGCUUUCAAGCGAAGUGUCCGUUCUAAUGCUAACCAUCAUUACUCUUGACAGACUCGUUUGCAUCGUCUUCCCUUUUAAAUUCAAGCGUCUCACUUAUAAGACAGCUGUUUUAACUUGCAUUGGCAUCUGGGUGUUCGGUGUCGUUAUCUCGCUGAUUCCAAUCAGCGGUAUAAACUACUUCAUCGACGAGAACGGAAACUUCGGUUUCUAUAGCCGAUCAGCCGUUUGCCUUCCAUUGCAGCUAUCCACAGCAAGACCAGCUGGCUGGGAAUACUCAGUUGUUUUCUUCAUUGGUUUAAACUCUAUAUCUUUCAUUUUCAUCCUGAUUGCAUACAUCUCAAUGUUCUGGACCGUUAAACGCUCUUCUCGUGCAGUGCGAUCCUCGAAUCUGAAGAGGGAAUCAGCCAUGGCCAAGCGACUCGUCUUCAUAAUAAUGACCGACUUCUGUUGUUGGAUGCCAAUUAUUAUUAUCAAUAUCCUAUCUCUAACUGGGAACUUUUAUGAUCCCAAUAAGAUUGCUUAUGUGUGGAUUGCCGUGUUUGUGCUUCCACUCAACUCUUCUCUUAAUCCAAUCCUGUACACAUUUUCCACCGAAAGGGCAAAGAGGAGCCUUAACCAACGGCGAAAAAACGUGACUAAUUUGGUUCUUAAAUCAGUGCAAAACAGGCGUUUACAAGGUAUGUGGAACACGGUUUAGCUUAUGAAUUUAAACUUUGAAGUGCCGUCUCUUCGGUGCAAAGUUUCUAAGAGGUACUAAGUCCGACUCGUACGCAUUGGCUAUUUAAGUGUUUUGGGGUGAGAGAAGAUUGGGGUUAGGUUGAGGUGCGCGGAGACUCAUUGGACCCCGUGGGCCUCAACCUAACAACAACCUUCUCUUACCCCCACUCCCCACCCCCACGCUUAAACAGCCACUGGCUACGAGCUACGAGCCACGAGUCUGGUACUAAGUUGUACUCACUGUUUUGAACAGCAACCGUUUUCCCAUCUCUCCUUUCGUCCCUUUUUAUCCGUGUCAGGCCAAAGAGAUUCCUGCAAAGCCGGAAGCUACCUACGUAACGUGUUUUUGAUGAGAUUGUAAUUGGGGCUGCUAGAGGCAAUGGGUGUGUAGCGGCACCGAUGCAAUGACUCCUACGUAAGAAAAAACCUUUGUCGGCGAUUUAUACCGCAGAGAACGGUGAAAUAGAUAGGAAGUACGUUCAUGAUAAUAUUGGACGAAUUAAAUACAAAUGUUCGUGUUAGUAAUAUCCAACUAUGCUUAAGGGUUUAGCCUUGUUACCAGAGUAGUUCCGGCAACAAAUUUUCAUAUUGUGAAAGGUUUUUCGUACAAUUUUGUUUUUAGGCAGGAAACAAACAACUGAUUGGUUGAAAACAUAUGAUGAUCUCACUCUAUUCUCACUCUAGUUUCCAACGUCGUCAUUGGUUCCAGUCCCCUUUCGUUACCAAGGGCAACGGAAAUCUCGGAACGAAACUGUAAGCAAGUACACGCAAAAUUGAGGGUGAUUGAAGAAGUUGAUAUCCUGCAAGACGACAGGACGAGAAAAAGCUCAACAGUAAGUUUGUAGAGAAGAAAGUUUCUACGGAUAACGCAUAGUUUUGUCCAAAUUUCCCUUAUACCCGAGUUAAUUUUUUCACCAUGCUGGGACGUAACAAGGUUAUGGCCCGAUAGCCUGCUAAAUAAUGGAGCUUCACUGAUAUUAAAAAUUACUAUGUUUAAGUUUUUUGGUGUUUUGGCCUUUAACCGUAUCUACUUACAUCCGUCCAUUCGUCCGAAUAGCCAUUCACAUCUAAGUUCUCUUCUUCUUCAUCUCUUCAUCAUCUCUUCUCCCUCAUGUUUGGAACUUCCAAUUUUAAUGAAAUACACGUAAAGAGGGUUUUCACUCACGUGGUCAGCAGCUAUACAAAUUAAUUGGAACAAAAGAAAAGUUUUUACGUAAGCAAAAGGUUCAACUCCCAGAGGAUUGGUUUGGAACACCAACAUGGCCGCCGUUUUAUUGUUUUGGAACACCAAUACGGCGGUUAUGUGAAAUGACUCUAUAAAUUAAUCAUUUCGCUGAAAGAUAAUCGUAAGCCUGCAGGAGACUAGUAAUUGAUAACUGAUUGAAAUUCAGAAUGGAACUCAGCUCCAUAAAAAUUUACCCAUAUUUAACCCUGGCUGUCGCCGCCAUUAUUGCUUAAGUUUCCCAUAAAAUUAAAGAAAUAAUACCGUAGUCUUGCUUCCAACGUCUUCUGUUAUUUCAGGGCUUUGCUCUCGCUUGGAGUGAAGAGCACAGUACGUUAAGUAUGGUGUUGUUGAAGUACUUUGCUGAAGAAUCUAAAGAAGACUGGUCUCACGAGGUUGAUAUUGCUAAGAGCCUGUCUUUUUGCGACCAACCGCAUGCCAGUCUACUUCGAUACCGUUGGCACUCCAAAGGUGAAAAAAAAACUGUAGUUUUCUGUUUAUCUGCCAUCGCUCGCAUUUAAUUAUACUUCUGAAUAUGACGUUUCAUGCUUUGUGAAAAGUCCGAGAAACUCCGGCCCCCCGACCCCUGGAACUCAGCGCGGAGUCUAAAAUUGACCUGGUGUUAAAACACUUCUAAUUUCCCCGCUUUUUGGGGCAAGAAGUUAGUUAAAAGUCACGUAUAGCGGGGCAUUAGUAGAUUAGUCAUAGGCUCGGUGAACCGCUCUCUUGGGUGGGGUCUUGUUCCUCUCCGACAAUGGGCUCUUUUCCCGAAAACCGGCUGGUAAUCGAGCUUAUAUCAGUUCAGAACCGGUCACAGCAAAAAUCGAUUCUAAAGUCCAGCAUAUACUUUUUACUAUACUCAACUGCAGGGAAAUUUGACUUCUACUUUCCAAUUCGAUCACAGCGUACGUACAUCAGACGACUCAAGAUCUAUAUCGACUCAAUUCUGUAUUUAUUUCCGUCAAAAGAAACUCUCUACUGCGUUCCUUCAAAUUCAAAAAUAAUAUUACUUUAUGGGUACCAAAGGAUUUUUUUCUACUUUAUCCUUGAAAACGGACCUCUAGAGCCAAAGUAGAAACAUCCAGUUAUCGCUUAACAUCUGUAUGGUAUAUUUGUAUAUACUGCAUUUAUCGUCGCGUUUCCACUUUUCGAACAAGUUCCAUUUGCCAUAUAUAAAAAAAGGGUACAAAUAGUCUCAACUGUUGUGACCAUUUGCCUUGUUUUGCGCCAUAGGCAUAUAAGAACUGUUUAUUUUAGAUGUAGGACUGAAAUCAUGGCUGUGUAUUUUUCUCGUUGAAGUUUUUCUCUCCUCAUUUUACCUUUUCCCCGCGGGCCAGAGAUCCAAAGCGAAACAGAUGUCUUCCUCUUUGCGAUUAUUUCAACUAAGCUUGAAAGAAAUGGGACAGGAAUCGGGAAACUAAGAAAGCGCUUUUGGUAUUAAUCUGUCGUCGUUUACGAAAGAGGUGAACAAACGAGAAUUAUGAAGUCCCUGUGAGGCAAUGCUCGACAAAAGCAGGACGCUCCAUGCACCUUUUAUGUGUGUCAGUUAUCAGACACUCAUUAAGCGAAACUGGUCAGGGAGUGAUUGUCACUGGUGAAACAUGCAUUCCACGGUCUCUAGUGUUAAGGCUCAAACCACUUAGACCUGAUCAUGAAAACUGCGAAUAUACUGGCAUGAUAAACUUUCCCCAGCAACAUUUCAUGUUUUCUAUUCACUUGCAAAUCACUGGUCUUAGCUAAAAAUCGUCUCCUAAACUUUCUGAGUGUACUUUUAGGUUUUGGGAGUGCCUUGGUUUCUCUGCAAAUUGUCUAGUCCUGAGGAUCGACUUUAUCCUUGGCUGCGUUUUUUCUGGUGUUUAGUAACGGCAACUCCUUGCUUUGAUACUGAUGUUGCUCCACCCCUUUUCUGUGUCUGAGACUAGGGUGCCCUGUAUGUGCAGGGAGCCGGGGUUUCAAUUGACUGAUGAAACAAAGAACAAAAUUUUGUUGAGGUCCAGGAAUGCAUAGUACAAUUCUUUUAUUUCAUUCCUCUAAGCCUCGCCUGGAGGUAAGUAUGAACUUUAAUAUAUCAAAUUACUGGAUGAAGGAACAAUAAAUCUUUGAAACCGUAUUAUAUCUCCUUUGAAAUAACAGCCAUAAAGUUAUUUUGCAACUGAUAAAAACGAUCUUUUCGCUUUAACUAAUUUAUGUAAAUGUUGCAAGCAAAAAAAGUUAUUCAUUCAUAGUUCAAUAUCCUUCCUGCAUACUCAUUAGCAUUUAGUUAUGUGAAAGUCACCCCAGACGAGCGAACCCGCUGGGGAAGACACGUAGGUGCUAAUAGAGUACACAGGAGGGUGGGCGGGCGGGGCGAAUCCAACCAAAGUUAGACAAACUGACAACUAUGAAUAAUCAACACAUGCUUAUAUACUAUGCACGAAGUCUAAUGAAUAUUAAUAAGGUAUAAAUAGUUCAAUAUCCUUCCUGCAUACUCAUUAGCAUUUAGUUAUGGGAAAGUCACCCAAGACUGCGCCUACCACUGUGAAAUUACCCUAAUAGGUCAUCCAAGCAAAUAAACCCUCCUAAACGCGCUAACACCCCCAACCCUAACUUAAGUUCAAGUCCCAUCAACUAAUGACCCGCAAGAGGGGAAAACCCUCUAAGUGAAGGCUUUAGUAAAACCCUGCAAAUCAUUAUAUUCCUUAUAAGCGUCAGCUAAGUCUAAAGUCAACGAAGAUAGGGCGUCAGCAGCGCCACCAGAGCUAAGUACUUGAUUUAGUUUCAUAUAGUGCAGUGCUGUGGACGAUGAUUUCCAGCCCACGUGGUCCGUGAUCUGAUCAAGUUUCGUUGCGGCAAGCGCAAGAGAAAUCGCACAACCACUUCUUAAACCGUGCAGAGUGACGUUCCAAUUAGCCAAGUCCGGGAGCUGGCUAUCGUACAGGGAUAAUCGGGACUGGGUUGCAGCAAACCCAAAAGGAGCAGGCAGAACCUCCCCCGAUGGGUUCAAAGGUCGAAACAAAAAUCCCCGGCGAACAGGAACCUUUAAUAAGUCGCAAAGAUUAACGUAAACCUCCACGGCGGUAACCGGGCACACUGUCGGAUCCACAUGACGCUUAAGGCCAAAGAGAUUCGAAGCACCAUCCCGCAGGGACUUCAUCAAGGUGUGGUUGAACAACAAGCCCUGGUUGUUUGGGAAGUGCUGCAUCUCCUGCGUUCGUACCCGACCCAAGUCGCCCGCCCUGUCACCGCCAAAGAGCUGUAUAUUAAAAAACGCUUGAUCCCGCGCUAAAAUAAAAAACUGUGAUGGAGAACGAAGGUGAGUGUUCAUGUGCCUAAGUAUCUCAGACGACAAGAUCACCAAAUCCCUGAAAAAGAAUGGCUCAGCUUGCUUGGGGACGACCCGUGCAACCAACUGCUCCUCUCUGAUGGCCGAUAAGUAGGACUUGACCUCAGGGGAAGCUGCAGGAUUAGCGAGCCCGAGAAUGGGGCCAUCAAUGGCAGUUCUACCAUAUUUGUUGAAAAUGGCUCUCAGUUUCCCAAUGGUAGAGUCAACCGAACCAUACGCCAAGCGUUUAGGGCACGAACAGGACGAAUUACUUCUCUCUCCAAAGAACGGACACGUAUCACAAUGUACCACCGUUUUACCAAAACUGUCCUUCCAAAUCAAGAAAUCGACAAUAUCAUCAGGAAUGGCCGUGCACAUGUCCUGUUGUGAAGUAAAUCUGAGGAAAUCCAUAAACUCAACCUCCAAGGCACUCUUCUGUUUCUGGUAUGGCGUAGAGCGUUGCCUAGCAACCGAACACUGUUUACGCGCACUUAUAACGGACAAAUUGACAGGAGCUUUAAGGUGAGGAGAAGCCUGGGAAACUCUCUUCUGACGUUGAUAACCACACCUCUGACAGAAGCGGAAAUCACAGUCAUUGGGUUUGGCGCAAACUGGACAAGACACACACGGUUGAAACAGUUUGGGAACAAUCGGCAAAGACUGAAAGGAAAACAUCACCCGUUAGGUCGUCCGCGAGGAGGAGCGUGCAAUUCGAAACGCCCAGAGGUCAUAGGGGCAUAAACGGGAUACAAAACCAUGUCGAGAAGGCAAAAGGAGCGCAUCGGCCGACCCCUUCUUAGCAACUAAAACUCUGCGGGUAGCGAACACAUUAGCAAUGGCCACCAACCAGGCAAAGGGGACAACUUCGGAACCACAAUUGUAACAGCUGCAUUUGCAGACGCAAAAAGGCGCAGCAAAGGGCCAAUCAACGAAAAAGGAGGAAAAACAUAAGCGUUUACAUGGUUGCCAUUGCACACGGACAGGUCUUGAUUAAAAACAUUAACCCCAGACGAGCUAGGAGUAGGAUAAGGGGUAAAAUGCCUCAACGGGUUCCCUUUCCCAUCACAUUGAACAUUAGAGUCCAGCGACAUGAGAUCAAGAUUAUGGCCGUUAACGCCCCCAAAAUGGCGCUGGACAAGAUCCCAAGAUGUUGGCAAAAGCAUAGCAUCUGAGGGGGACAACCUCCUACAAAACCAAUCCGCCUGAUUCGAGUUGGAGGGAACAAAACUCAUGUCAAGAGAAAGAUUUCUAGCCACCAGGAACUGGAAGAUAAGUUGUGAAAUUUGCGUUAAGGCCCUCGAGCACGGUCCCCGGCCCGACCACGAAUGGACGGCCACCAUAUUGUCGACUUGUGCAUCGAUCCCGCAAUCGCGGAUAUCUUCAGGGAGGGACUAUAGACCUUUGAUUUCCUUCACGUUUAUGUGCUCGCCCCGGAUGUCUUCACCCCAGUAAUCACCAACGGAAAGCGUUCCGGAGGGAAGACGAAUGACCGCUGCCCAUCUGAAGGAGGAUGCAUCCGAGGUAAAGGAAAUUGCCACAUGACUUUCACUUCUCCAUCGAACCACUUUGUCCCAACUGUCCAGGAACCUCCAGAACAAAAUCUCCUCUCGCAAAACUGGGGAUAUCUUUACCUCGCUACCAUUAGACGCCCUCGCUAUGGACACUGCCAUCUCCCGGACAUAAAAUUUAGCCCCUGGAAAAGCCAGUGAGAAGGAAAUGCAUUUCCCCAUUAGUCUUUGAAGGGACUUCAAGGAAAAAAUUGGGAGAAGUAUUUGUUCCCGCAAUUGAGCAAACUUCAAUUUCUUGUCUACGGGUAUACAAAAAGCUUGCGCUGCAGAGUCGACAAUCAUUCCCAAAUACUGGAUCCGAGUCGCAGGGACCAGGACGCAUUUAGCAAUACCCAAAAAAUAACCCAAACCAACAAGAACUUUGCAAACUAUAUACCAGGCCACCACCGUUGACCGAUAACUGUAAUCCGGAGUUCUCCGAGAAAUGGGACGCGACCAAAAACCCUCCGAAGAAAACAACUCCCCAUUCAAACGAUCGUCAAUGUAAAGAGAACAUGCCACCCCUAAGUUCCUGAAAAAAUUCGUUGGACCCAAGCCAACAGUUUGGUAAACAAAGGGGGAAUUCUUCCAACCAAACGGGAGCGUAACACCAACUAGCCACCACCCCUGCCACGCGAUGCCGAAAUAUUGCUGAGACUCAGGAGAAAGCAGAAUAUGAUCAUAGCCAGACUUGUCGUCGAUCUUGCUCAUGUAAGAGUUAGGAUACACGAAGCGAGAAACUCCAACGAGCGUGUCAAGAGAGAAAGGGGUAUCGCUCAUCCACAGAUUUAGGAACCGGGCGUCAAUGCAUAAUCUGGGCUUCUGCGGUUUGAUUGUCAUUGGGAGGACCAAGUGGGGCGGACUUACGUCCCCAACCCGACCCCAGACAAGGAUUGCCCCAGUCUCGAUGCGCUGUAAAAGUGUCUCUGUAACAAACUGCGAAAACUGUUUACAAUAGUGGUAGUUUUUUUUUAAAGGCCCUCGGUGGGGGAUUGGUGCUAUCAUAGUUAACGCCCAUAAAGGACCCCCGAAACGGCCUCAUAAAUUCCCUGAUAUUUACCCCCUUUCCUAUCCACUCAAGGACAUUUUCUGCAUGGUCAUAACCCUCCAAAAUAUCCUUCCAGAGGUCAAUGCAUGUACCGAGUUCGCCAGACUUAAAAGAAUCAGGAUCACGAAAAGACAAAUCAGACAUCGAAACGGGUGUUUCUCCCCGAACAAUGCUACAAAUAUCCGCCAGACACUUUUUACUGUUGGUCAUUUUCUCUGAACUCGGGUCUCCAUCCAACGAUAUCCAGCGUAUUUCUCUAUGUUCAGCCCUCUUCUCCGCUUCCAAGGGGCAAACUCCAAUACCUCUCCCCUUAAACGCUUCACCGCAGGCUAAAAGAAAUCAUCGAAACGAACGAUCAGAAGGGAGAAGUAGCCCGCGCCCAGAAAAUUGCACCCGAGUUCAGAGAGAAUGACCACCGUAGCCCGAGUAAUCGGGCCCAAGGGCAUGCCUAUAGGCAAAACGCUUGUGGGGUCACCUCUCUAACCUCGAGACAACAGAUUCGUAGGAAAAUACUAACAGAAACAUAGAAAACGUGCUAAGUACAAACUCGAACGCUUUAUUAUCAAUGAAACAACAUCAAAUAACUUCCAGGAAAAGAAUAUCAGAACAAACGUGAAAAUCAGGAUCAGCGCCUCUCUGGGCAAGAACGAGAGAUGUGGUCCAUCUUUCCACACAGCCAACAACGUGGAGCGGUCGGAGGCCUCAUGUUGAAAGUCCCACGCCUUGAAUACAGGGUUCUCCGCGUCCGUCCCCCGAACGACCCGUGGUAGGCUGAGGUAGGUUCCUUUGUCGCUUUGGCUAUAACCUUAGCCACCUCGGCUUCCUACUUCGUUGCCACGAGCUUAAUAAGAAUCUUCUGUAGGUUUGGACUGCUAACCAACGGGCGGCACUGUCUCAGGACUAUCUGAAAUCGGGUGGCCCUGUCGUCUUUCUUGUCUCUCGUAACGUUCACUACCUCCUCGAGAGCGGCAAUGGCGGCGUAAGGGUCGAACAAGGCCGCCGGCCGCGCGAUGACCAUUUGUAGCGAGGAUAAAGCCGAGUCCACCACAGAAGAAUCAACCUUUCUUUUCCAUUCGUCCAACUCCUUCUUCAAUGUCCCAACUGUUGUAGCCGAUUCCUACAUACAACAAAAGGGACGCUAAUUAAAAACUAUUCCCUGAUCGAACCCGUCCCCAGCACACGGGAACCCCUACAAGCGGCCAAGCGCCACCACGAGGCACCACUCGACUUCAACGCCUUCGCACGCGCUUUCUUUCUCGUUACUUAAGUAACCCGCGAGGCCAAACGCGCAAGAGUUCGCGACACGGUCCUCCCACGGUCCUCGAGUAACAGGAGUCCGCGACUCACUCUCCCUUCAUUUACUCUUUUUCUUUUUCUUUUUUUUUUUAGCUCCACGGUCCACGAUCAGGUGCCACGUCCCUCAAGCCACCGGGUGGCAUAACAGAAGUCCGGAACUUCUUUUUUCCUCCAUUCUUCCUUUUUUUUUUUCAUUUCUCGCACCACGGUCCUCGACCGAGUUCCUCUAUUCUCAUGCCAUCCCGAGGCAUAACAGGGGUCCGCGACUCCCUUUCUCCUCCAUUUUUCCUUUCCUUUUUUUUUUUUUUUUUUUCAUUUUUUCGCACCACGGUCCUCGACCGGGUUCAUCUAUUCUCAUGCCAUCCCGAGGCAUAACAGGAGUCCGCGACUUCCUUUCUCCUACAUUCUUCCUUUUCCUUUUUUUUUCAUUGUUUCGCACCACGGUCCUCGACCGGGUUCCUCUAUUUCGAUGCCACCCCGAGGCAUAACAGGAGUCCGCGACUCACACUUUCUCAAUCAUUGUGUUAACUACAAUCUAUUUCGACCGGUCCUGCAAUGCACGGAGAAAACAGCCUCACGUAGAUUUAAAUGACAAAGAUGACAACUAUGACGGUGCGUUAAAUAAAAAACAUAAUUAAUCCUUUGACUGGCACCUAAGGUGACAGACGAAUAAAUUACCAAACACGUGUUUCCAAAUAACGGAAAACCAGACCGCGUAGAAAAUUCGGUGAAAACCAACAAUUGGGAAAAAGCACAAAAAGAAAAGGGACCAAAAAACGCGCCAUUCGAAACAAAACGACAACUGGAAACCUACAGGAAAGCGGAAUUAUACGGAAACUGAAAACACUACCUCAAGGCUCUCCGACGACUGCUGUUCCUCCGAGGUCGCGGUAUUACUGAUAUCCUGCGAAGAUGCAACACUCCCGGAGGCCUCUGUCUCUGCAGGCAAUACAGGCGUAGUUGACGGCGGCAUUUCUCGACGAGAAGAAGUUUCCAGUGGCCGCAACACUUCCUGCACUUCAGCGACAGCGUUCGGUUGGGACGGACGCGUACUGGUCAUAGCCGGUGCAAAUCCAACCAAAGUUAGGCAAACUGACAACUAUGAAUAAUCAACACAUGCUUAUAUACUAUGCACGAGGUCUAAUGAAUAUUAAUAAGGUAUAAAUAGUACAACAAAUUGUGCGCAUUUGCACUAUUAAAAACAAACUGGGUUGUAGUUGUCCCUUGCAGUCAUGUGGUUUGCGGUUUUUUUUGUUGCUUCAAUUGUGACCCUCCACAGCAAUUUGAUGCUAAAGGUGAAAGCACGCUCACGACACGCUUGCAUGACACGCUUAGCGUGCCGGAGAUCACGGAUAUGCGCACAUUAAAUUGAAAAAACAAAGACGGACACACUUGCCUUUGUUUUGGUAAAUUUAACACGCUAGACCUUUUGUCUUUUUGUAGCGUGCAAGAUGUCACGGUAAGUGUGCGAAUUAUAGCACGCUUAGCUUGCAAUUUGGGUAAGACACGCUGAACACGCUUGAUUACUAAAACUGCGAAGAUGAUAACUGGUCGAAGUGAAUCAAAUAUACUAAUUGAGACUGUUUUGGAAUUUGAUCGUAACCGUAGCCAUUUGAAAAUCACCACUUAAUGGUCGUCUAGCCUGGAAUUAACGCGAGAUCAGUGUAAACCAAUUCCUCCGGCUGUUCGCUGUUGACCGGAAUCACAAAGUGGCCUGCUAUCGCAUGCGAGGCACUGAAGUUAUGUCGCAUGAAAAUUAUUGUUAUGCCACCGGAAUAUUUAUUAGCAGUCAUGCACAGAGAAAUGAAGUUGAAGAAAUUAGUUUAAUAUUCUUCUUUAAGCCAUGCUGAGACGAACGAAGGUAAUUAAAUCAGAGAAACAAAAACUGCCUAGACUUUUCUAUAGGUUGAGGAAGGCUAAACAUUUCUAGAUGACCGUUCCAUGCAUGUACAAUUUUCGAAACUUAUCUAAUAAAUUCCUUACGACUUUCUGAAGUUUAAUUUUUUACAUUUCACUCCCCAGGUUACGAUAUUUUUCGUAGAGAAAGGAAUCCUAAAAUUUUCGGAACCGAAAAUACGAUAAACAUUCUCACUUUCCUAAAACUUUCAAUUGGAUGCUAAAUUUUUCGGGAAAAUAAUGCUGAAGCCCUUUUAAUUUCGAAAAGACUGAAGUUGUCCUAGGAUGCUAGGAUGCAUUUAGGAGGAAAUCGCCGUUAGGUGCCCCUGAAGAACAAAGCGCUAUCAAUCAUAAUUUAUGUGAAGAAAUUAUCUCGUUACCCUAUGCUAAGACGAAUCAAGCGCUGUAAACGUGUACGAUAUCUCGUUCUUCACAGAACGAAAAAAAAAGGAAUCUGUGAACAAAAAACACUGUAGAAUACUAGACUCCGUUGCGAGAAACACAGAAGCAAACGUGUUUCCGUUUGCGGGUACAUCCUGGUAAGCCCGUUUUUCCAUGUUUCUGUUUCUGAGAAAAUUGUAAAUGUGUUUUAAAUUAAGGAAAAAGUUAAGAUAACCUUUGCACAGCUUCGUCAGUAAACAUUUCUGGAAAGAACUUUGAUUUUGCAAUGCUAAUAUAGUUCUACCCAUAAAUCCAGUAGGUCCCACCGUUCACUAUUUAUACUUUUCAAGCGACAACUUUUCUUCAAUCAGAUACUAUCGCUGCGAUCGCUGAGGCAGAACUUUUUCUUUCUCGAUAGUUACCAAAAAAGGGUACCGUUCAUAAUCAUUUAUGCUUCCUUUUUGUAGAGGAAAUUUAUUUAGCUUAUAAAUAACACGCCUUGCGUGCUUUUGCGCACACUGAAAGCGUGUUGUGCUUUUUCGCACGGAGCUUUUGUUUGAAAACUUUAACACGCUCUUUUGUUCGACUUGCUCACGCUUAAUUGUCUCAAGCGUGUCCUCUGAAACAAAAGAAAUUGCUAAUGAGGCAAGAUUGCAAGCGUGCUAAAGUGUGUUAAAAUAAAUUCUUUUGUUUUAAAGUGAAAGCGUGUCGUGCGCGUGCUUUCACCUUUAGCAUCAAAAUCCUGUGGAGGGUCACAAUUAAUUUAUUUGAUAGUUUGUCUUUCUUAUUGUCAGCUCGCGAUCAAAGCAUUGAGCAUGGUAAAAAGAAGAUAAAUGCUUUAUGCCCCAGAAGCCUGUAAGUUUCAUUUUCAUUCCUGUUACUGACUAUGACUGCAGCGUGGCCGAGUGGUCAGCGCUUCGGACUUGCAAUCCGGUGGUCCCGGGUUCGAGUCACGCUCUGGCCACUUGCUAGCUGGAUUUGUUCUCGGUCAUCCCGAGUUGAAAUCCUUGGCCACACUUGUAAACAGCCAACUGGUUGCCUCCAGCCAGUUUGGGUUUUUAAUCCUGUUAUGUUGUAUUUGAAUUAUUUUGUUUCCAGGCAUUUGAGUGGAGUGCCUGUAAACUAGCUGGAUAAGCUAAGUGCACUUUCCACGAUAAACAAACCUAUAAACCUUUUUUUAAUAACUAACGUCUAUCUCAACGACUAUCGGCGAAAGAGUCAAAACCGAUACUUGUGAUGUUUCAACUGAACAUUAAACACGUGUCUUUCGGUCGAGUGAGUUGAGAUACUCGAAGAUCUAGGGCGGUUAUCAUCAGCAGUCACAACUGCCCCGGAAACCAAUCCAGUGGUAAAGAGAAUUCCACUAUGAAUCCGGACUAUUCAGCCAAAUCAGUCAAUUCUUAAAAUUAUAGUGUGCCAGUCAUGGUGAUUUUUGGGGGAAAGUUUAUUUCAUUUUCUAUAUCAACAGCACGGCCAGCCAGAUGUCUUUUGAUAAACGCCCUUAGUUUCCCCGCCAAAAAAUUUUCUUUAUUCUUCGAGUUUCCAGUGUCGUUCACCUUGAGUAGAUGCUUGACUGGGCGGUUCAAAAACGAGAGUUUGAAGGUCGAGGAAUCGCACUCGUUUUAACAAUUUUUUUCAAAUUUGUCGAUGAUAUCUUAGAAAACGUUUUGCACUGUUUUUGCAUGUGCUAAAACACUUUCAGGAGACAAUUUUUGUCGAAUCUGCUGUAAAAAUAAUAACAAAAAUACUUGGGGAGUAUUAGGGAGCUUAAAAUAAAUCCUACAAGCUAGAAAGCUCUACUGGCCAAAAGCAGGAUGGGCUUUUGCCAAAAGGCCAUUCCCGAGUCGCCCAAAGCUUUUGUUUUAAAGCGCGACUAAGUGCAAGGCCAUUAAACUAAAAAUGAUUUUCUAUGCUCAUGCAAAUAAAAGCCUUUUUCACAAGGAAGUUUUUGUACUUAGCCUCGGUUUGAAACUCGGAAAUGGUUUUUCCCUGGCCAUAGUAACAGUCCCAGAAGUCCUUGCGAAAGUUUACUCGGUCCAGUUCCCUUCACGUCUCUUUAGCUUGAUGGUUUGUUUUCUCAAAGUAGGUCAAAACUCUUGAGAACUGUUUCUUUCAAAUUUCGUCUUAUUCCCACGCUUAUAUACGCACAAUUCAUGACAAAAGAAAAAAACAAAUUCCUUUGAGACCUUCACUGGGCUUCACUUCACAAAAAGAGAUAGGUAAUUUUGAAUAACUUUUAAAUAGUUUUUAAGUCUGUAAAAUAACUUGUUUUAGAUAGUAAAUAGUUUUUAGUUAGUUAAAAUUUCUAAAUAAGACUUUCGAUAGUUUUCUAAAUACUUUUUUGCUUGUUUUUAAAUUGCGUCUUUUAAUGCUAAUUUUUAUCAUUUUAUAGUGAUAGUGUAAAAUUAUUUUAAUAUUUAUUUUGUUUUUAUGUCUUAUAGAGGGCCACAAGUUUAUCCGUUUUUUUCAUAACUGCCUAGUGUUUACUCUCUUUAAAUAAAGGCGUUACCUUGCCUUACCUUUCUGGGCAACCAAAACAACAAGCUAACGAGGUCUAUUUUUGAAUCAUUCCUUUGCUGUCACUUCACCAAGACAUUUUCGGUAACAACAUUUUGCGGACGUAGACGCAAGACAUCCAAUCAUUCUUUCACUUUUUGGGCUUGGAUACGGUCUCAACAAUUCAAGAAUUAACAUCUAUUUCAUCCUUACGGAGAUGAGAGGAAGGAAAACUGAAAAUAUAGAUAACGGGUUCCAUCAAGGUCGUUAAUCUGAAAGAAAUACCGAACUGAAGGCGUAAUCAGUUAGUCGAGCGACGGAGCGAAGCAAACUAGCGCCAAGUUUUGUACUCAGUUGUGUACUGUUACUCAUUGUUGAUUAUUUAUUUUUAUUACUUUUUUAAGACUUAUUUGCUACGAGUUUGUGUCUAGUUCCACGUUGGAAGAUUUUCUUUGCGAUAAACGUACAGUUCUCAAUUUUGACGGCAUCUGCGCGGUAGCGACUGACGUGAUCAGCGCGAUUGAGCGACUGGAGGAUCAUGGGAUACUUCAUAACAACGUCACCACAAGAAACAUAUUGAUUGGUCCUUGCACGAGAGUAAGUAAACCAAUGUGCCCCGUCUACAGUUGGUAUGUAGUAAAACUUCCGUAUAUUUCUUACCAGAGGAGCCGAGUAAAACACGGAAAUCAACCACUGGGAGGUAAAAAGACAUAAGGGACUUGGCACGAUCGUUUAAUCUCAUAUAGAUGCCUCCGGGUUUUUAUUUUGUUGUUGUUUUUGUUUUUUUCUUUUCGAUUUUUGAAGAACUCGGUUCACUUGCUCUAUAUGAAAUUGAAUUUUGCUAUGGUUGUUUUCAGUUUUAUUUCCAUGCUUGUAAAUUUUUCAAAACGAUGCGACAAAUGAGUUGCAUUCAGUAUGGGAAAUGCUAACCUACGAUGCAAAGAAGACGGAAAUGAUUUAUUUCUCUUCUCGGCCGCUUCCUUUCCGCCUACGCCCUCUCGCCGCAGUCUCAAACGUUUUGAGUUAAUAAGAAGAAGAUCUCCAGACUGGGCGAGCCAAGAGAGCUUGCGCAUGCGUUAACUUCAAAGAAUCAUGUAACCUUAUUUAGCUCUUAUUUUUUGUAGCUUCCUCCAAUAAGAGCUGUGUUGGGAGGUUUUUCUCAAGUAUCUAAAGCUAAUGAACCUGGGGCAUGUACCAACUGGUCGGUUGAAGAACAUGGUAGUCAUGGUAAAGAUCUUGAGCAAUUUGGACAAUUGCUAGCUACAUUGCUAGGACAUUGCCACGGUUCUAGUGAAUACACCCAGGUUUGUCCACAAUAG